UUCAGACUUGCCGGUGGGUAAACCCGGAACGCGAUGAGUCUUGAUGAACCACGCGAUCCGCAAAGAAACCGGCAAUACUAUGAGGAUCGACACCUCCUACCAUCCAAACAGACUACGGUGACAUUUGGUCCCAUAGCAAACGAGACCAACAGGACCACCACCCCCGCUGUCCCGCCGCCGUCGCCACGACAUCCCAAAAGUGAAGCCGUUGCUGUUCCUCAGACUGCUACACCACCCGCUGAACCGACAACGUCGGCACGAACCACACCUAGGAUCGUCACCACCCAUGCGCCACCACCUGGUCGUGGUAGCGCUGGAGGAGUUGGUGCUGCUGACCUUGGUCGGUUAGUGAAAACAACAUGGAACGAUCUGAAGGAAUUACUGGGGUUUGUACCGAAUUGUAUGAAUGGUGGCACAAGAACGGGUGGUACAACGUGUAGAUGUCCGAAAUUGUUUGAGGGUGCUCUAUGUGAUAAACGAAUAUGUUUGAAUGGUGGGAAAUUAGAACGAGCCAAAUAUGGUCCAGUAUCAUGGGAUUGCAAGUGCCCGACUCCUCAAUACAUUGAAGGAGCCCAUUGUGAGACGGUACGAUGUGCAAAUAAUGCGGUACUCCGUACAGAACCAAAUGGUAGUUGGUGGUGUGAUUGCUCGGAUAGUAUAUUCUAUUCUGGACGAUUUUGUGAGGAAUUUAGCGCACCGUAUGCAGUAUUCGCAGUUCCCUUAGCUUGCCUAUUAUUAUUCGCAUUAUGUAUAGCUGUAUGCCAAAUGGAUCUCUGUCCAAGACGAAGGCGAAUUCCUCGACACACGAGGCGAUCUGCUGACUCUGGCCAACCUCAUAUAACUUCUCGAAGUAGGAGAAGGGCCGCCGCGGGAGUGCCACCAAGGUCGCGAGCGGCUCCGUCGACGGCGCAGAGAGCUGCGGUGACUCAAGAACUUCUCAUAGCGGAGGAUCGAGCAAUGUGUCGCCGAGGCGUUGCUUAUCCACAAGGAAUUGUGGCCCCUUAUGUGAUUCGAUUAGAUACCAUUCCACAUUUCAAUCCGAAUAUGAUUGGUGGUGUGGAUCCACUUUCACCCGCUAAACCUUUGGAACCACCUCCAUCCUACGAACAAGCCGUUUCUGCACCUCCUGUACCCCAACCGCCGAGUUACACGGAAACAGCCGAUGAACGAGUUGUACCUCCACCGCCUCCGAUAAUACACUCCCAACCACCUCCACCUAAUCGACAGCCGCCUCUUCCGCCAAAUUCCUGAUACUAUCAAGCUUCAAAGUCGUGUUUGCCUCUAUCGAUAGUUGCAUAUCCGUUUAUUGAAAACUUUCUGACAUAACGCACUUCGCUAAGUCUCCUCUUUCAUAAGAUUGUGCAGAUGACGUCAUUUUCACAAAAAUCAUGGUAGAUCCGGCACUUCUUUACAGCUGCCUUCAUUCUCAUUCCUUGCAGAAUAUCCUUUCAUUGUUAAUG
Molecule: messenger RNA, 1460 nt
Organism: Cylicocyclus nassatus
Lineage: Eukaryota; Metazoa; Nematoda; Chromadorea; Rhabditida; Strongylidae
Source: the annotation of a GenBank genome assembly